Messenger RNA from Neoarthrinium moseri, 615 nucleotides. RefSeq lists its product as uncharacterized. The transcript has a single exon. NCBI's taxonomy places the organism in Eukaryota, Fungi, Ascomycota, Sordariomycetes, Amphisphaeriales, Apiosporaceae. The record is from RefSeq and is a predicted model, not a curated record. The coding region runs from base 1 to 615 and encodes 204 amino acids.
AUGACGGCCAAAAAGAUUGUGUAUCAGUCCUUUCUCGGGCCAAUGAGCGAGCAGUUGCUCGCCCGCCUGCCACAAAUGGCAUCUCGCACGGAAAACCAGAGCAUCGGAGAGCCUUGUAGGCCGCUACACAACCAAGAGUGGCGCGGUUUGGGUCUUGAGCCGAUGGACAUCAUCAAGUGUGGGUACGAUGCGCUCUUGGACCAGAUACUGGGCGGUCUCCAGUGGAAGCAGCGCCUGCCUUUCCUGUAUGCGGCGCACGACCAGCAGCUGAGACAGUUGACAUGGAUCUCAGAGCGGAGGGCGCGAGACAGACAAGACGCAGAUCUGACCCGGCAGAGGGAAGCGCUCCUAUGGAGGAGGGAAGUUCUGCUCACAAAACUAUUCGAGGCAGAAGACUACGAAGAUGGUCUUCGGGGUAUUCACGCUGUUGGUGUAUUCAGGAGUGUGAAGGCGAGACUGGACUUCUUGAGGGCUGCGGUUCCAGGAUCCAGGGACGCAGGGAAGUUUGCAUGUCAACCAGAAAUUACACUAUGUUCUGGCCCUUUAGCGAAAAACCAAAAGGAGAGAGAGGCUCUGCGGCGGAGAGCAGCGACCUUUGUGCAUAGGGACGUUUAA